UGCGGUAGUUUCGCGCGGCUCGGUGUAAACUGUGAAGAUAUGGAUGCUAACAGAAGCGAAGGAAGUGAUGAUCCCAGUGUGGCUCUGGAGAGGAUAGUGAAUCAAUGGGUGCUGGAUUAUUACUUCUCCCGCGCCGUCAAGGCCUUCAGGAGCAAUAGCCACACUGACUUCGCCGAGUUUCGGGAUGUCAUAUCAGUUAUCAUUCAGCGUCCAUUAGCAACCACUGUACCAAACUCACGCAAACUGCGCAUGAUGCAGUUCCUUUCUAGAGUUGAGGAAGGAGAGGACCCAGAUUGUGUGUUUGAGUCAGAAACCAAUGAAACUCCUCUGGAGUCGGCUAUUAAAGUUCUGUCCUUGAUCCAGCAUGAGAUUCCUCUUGACGCACAGUUACUUAGAUCCAACAAACAGAUGCUGAAAGAAGCGGCAGUUAUAGUUUGUAUAAAAAAAGAAAAAUAUAAUAACGCCAGCCGGAUUUUGCAGAAGUACAUUACAAACCACUGUGCAACAAAGAAAGUGCGAGCAGAACUCCUUCAAAUCAUCAAAGAUCAAAAGCAGGAUCAUCCCUUAAUUAAAAACUUUUCCUUUUCUGAACUGAAGGAAAAAGUGUACCGGAUGUUUAAUAGUCUCAUUGAUGGCUCGUAUCCCUUCCUGUUAACUGUUGCCAAGAAUGGUCAAGAAUCUGAAAAUUUACCAACAGAGCCACAGACCCCAGUUAAGAAUCCUGAGCUGCAAAAUCAUCCUGCAUCUCCUCCUCCUGCUGCUUCACCACCUCCACCUCCUGCUGCUUCACCACCUCCUGCAGCUUCACCACCACCACAACCUCCUGAAGCUGCUUUACCACCUCCUGCAGCUUCACCACCACCACAACCUCCUGCAGCUGCUUCACCACCUCCACCUCCUGCAGCUGCUUCACCACCUCCACCUCCUGCAGCUGCUUCACCACCACCAACACAACCUCCUGCAGCUGCUUCACCUCCUCAAGAAGAGAAUCUGAUGACUUUGCAUACGCCAAACCCAGAUCCUGACGUAGAUCCUACAUAUAGUUUAUCCGUUAUCAAGUGCGAGUUUAAGGUCCUUUGCACAGAUCAGGACCCUGAGAGCACGUUCAAGACUCUGUGUGAAACGGAUUAUCCUUACUGCAGAUCUGUUAGCCCGGCUCGCUCCCCGGGAAACAAAAGUCACCCGAAGAGCUGCUCUCCGAGAAAUGGCACUGCAACAAGAAAAGUAAGCAUGAAGCGCAAGAAUACGGUGACUUUGAAUCAGCUAGUGAUGGAGAAGGACAGUCAAUGUGAGAGUGACAGUGACAGUGACGAUGCCUCUCGAUUCGACACCAGGGAGCCCUCUGAACCUGCCGCUGGAAAAUGUCUGGGUGAAGGUGGGAUUCCCAAAAAAAUUAAAAAGACCUGUGUCUUGAACAACUCGAGCGUUUGUGAGGAGCAAGACACUUGGAGCGAGGAGGAUGAGUUAUUCCAGAACAAACGAACUGCUGGAACCUCCAGUGUGUCAUCUAGUAACCUCAGGAGACAGAAAUGGACUGUAGAAGAAACAGAGUGGAUUCAGAAUGGUGUGAAGAAAUUUGGAAUGGGAAACUGGAAGAGCAUCUUAAAGCAUUAUCCUUUCCAGAACCGCACUUCUGUAAUGAUUAAGGAUCGUUGGAGGACCAUGAAGAAACUUGGCCUUGCGUAAAACAAUCUGUAUAAGACUGUGGAUUGUGCCAAGAUACUUUGCGUGCUGGCCACUCAAGGAACAUUCCAUCACACAGUGCCCGCUGCAAGGAUUGUUGUUGUUGUUUGUUUAAUGACUUUAAAAAAUAUAAUUUGAUUUUACCCUUGAAGAAA
Messenger RNA from Spea bombifrons (plains spadefoot toad), 1838 nucleotides. It is a transcript of the gene TERF2, whose product is annotated as telomeric repeat binding factor 2. NCBI's taxonomy places the organism in Eukaryota, Metazoa, Chordata, Amphibia, Anura, Pelobatidae. The transcript is spliced from 10 exons. The coding region runs from base 40 to 1686 and encodes 548 amino acids. Gene Ontology annotation, cellular component: nucleus; chromosome, telomeric region; shelterin complex. Gene Ontology annotation, biological process: protein localization to chromosome, telomeric region; regulation of telomere maintenance via telomerase; negative regulation of telomeric D-loop disassembly. The record is from RefSeq and is a predicted model, not a curated record. Gene Ontology annotation, molecular function: protein homodimerization activity; double-stranded telomeric DNA binding; telomerase activity.